AAUUCUGCCAUGAGCUGAGAGAGAAGGAUUCUUCGCAUAAUUCGUCCAGAUGUUGACGGUUAGUUACUUAAUUCUCAUGACCUAAUUUUGAUUUACAAUUUUUGGGGAUUCCACGAUGCGAGGAGAGAGAAGUCGGCUCUGCUGUAAAUGCAGAGCUUUUGAUGAAUUAAAUUGAAGCUGGUCCCCUCCUUUCCGCCAUGAAAAUGGAGCCCUAAUUCAAUUUCGGAGUUUUUAUUUUCCCCCUUUUUGUAACUCGGUGCUUUUAGAGUGAGACAAAAGGAGAGAUUUUUUUUGUGGUGUCUAAUCAACACCACCUUCUUCUUUGUAAGUAAUGGCCCCACUUCAAUUACAGUUCCAUCCACCCAUAUCCUCUCAGCCAAUCCUUUUUAUUUUUAUUUUUAUUUUUAUUUCGACAACAUUCAAUCAGACAAAUUCCUGCUGAUUUGGCCCAGUAAUUUCAGAUUUUGUUUCAUGUGUAACAGAAAUUCUUGAAAUUUUACUUUGCCCAAUUUGGGCAACGGAGUUCUUGUGUUUGUUUCCAAUGCCAGGAACCAUACAAGUUACAGUACUGGAAUUCAAGGGGGUUUCAUCUUCAUCAAAGCCUUCUGCUAAAUCCCUGAGAGUUUCGAUGGGAAAACGCCAGUAUCAGACUUGGGACAAGGGAGACUUCUCUUUCCCCAUAACAAAACUUCGUGAGGAUCUAGUCGUUGCUCUUCUGGAUGCUGGGGGAAACGAAAUAGCUCGUGCAGAUAUUCGGACAAUGCAAGUCAUGGAGAAGGGAUCUUGGGAUGAGGUUUUCCCCAUCGAUGGAGGUGGAAAUGUGCACAUGAAGUUGCAAUUCAUCCUCAGUGAUGAAGAGCGCAAUCGCAUUCGCAUUGUGAGAGAAUCUGCAGUGAAGAAGAAACUUGAAAUGAAGAACAUCAAUCUUAGACUUUCAGAAACCGUUAAUUCUAGUGGUGAUUCUGUUGACACAUCCAGAAAAAACGAACAGACGGUCUCAGAUUCCGAAAAAGCGAUUGUUGCAAUAGAUGUAAUGAGCACUAAAGUUGAAGCCUCUCAAGCUGGUUUGUCUUUGACCUCUGCCCUCUCACUGUCUAUUUACCAAAAGCACGGACAAAGCAUUCUUGAAAUUGCAAUCCCAAAUGCUACAGAUACAAGUCAGGACGCUCCAUCUUCUCCCGAUAAAAAUGAAAUCGAAAUAGAAUCUCCUCAAGUACAUAAAGAACCGGUGCCAGAUGAGAAAAUCGAAAUAGAAUCUCCUCAAGUACAUAAAGAACCGGUGCCAGAUGAGAAAAUCAAAAUAGAAUCUCCUCAAGUACAUAAAGAACUGGUGCCAGAUGAGAAAAUCGAAAUAGAAUCUCCUCAAGUACAUAAAAAACCGGUGCCAGAUGAGAAAAUCGAAAUACAGCCACUUGCUAAUAUAAGAUUAAACAUUGAGGAAGAAAGUGCUUCUCCCUCUAUGUGGGACAAGAAAAUUUUAGUUCCCUCCAAGUUGCAGGAUGAACCCGUAAAAAAAUCCGAAAAUCAAGGUCCUGUGAAGAGAAUUCCUAGCAAUGUGAGGAAAAUGAUAAGUGCCUUUGAGAAUACUCAACUUCAGGAAGUGAAAUCCAUGAAGAGAGUAUCCUCGGUGCCAUCCCAAUUAAACAGAUUUACAGUCGAAGGAUUAUUAGAGGAUAGAGAAUCAAAGACCGUCAUAAAUCCACCUGUUAAAAGCUCGAGAAAUUUGAAGAAUCAGUUUGAUGGAAACUUGCAUCAAGAGCCAACUGCUCUCAGUGGAAAAUCUGAGCCCCUAAAAGAGUUGACUUCAACUGUAACAAUUAUCAAAUCGAAGGGAAAUGAUUCAAAAAUUGAGGAUGUGCUCUCAACAGCUUCAAAAGAAUCAACUAUGGAGGAACUGGAUAGAUCCCCAAUUGAUUUAACGAGGCAAUCCACUUCAGAAACAGCAACAACCUCUGAAUUUUCAGUUGCAGAAGUAAGUGAAAAUGGAAUAGGAAAAGAAACCAACUCGAAAAUCUCAACCAUGGUCGACAUUCAAGUGGCUUCAAUACCAGAAUAUCAUAAAGACUGUUAUCCAGCUCCAAGCUCUGAUAUGCCCAUGCUUUCAGCAGGUGGAAAUGAUUCAAAUAUCGAUGAUUUGGCUAAAGAAUCUUCUAGAGAAUCAGCUAUCGAGGGACUUGAAAGGUCGUCAGUUGAUUUAACAAGGCAAUCCACUUCAGAAACAGCAACGACUUCUGAGGGGAAGCCUGAGGAACAAUUUCAAGAAAGUGAAGCUUGUGAGCUUUCUUCAGAGCUGCUAAAUUCUUCUGAAUCUUCGGGUGAAGAAGAAGGAAGUGGAAGUGGGAGAGGAAGAGAAACCAGCUUGAAGAGGUCAACCAUGGUCAACAUUCAAGUGGCUUCAAAUCCGAAACCGAAAUCACCCGAAUAUUGUAAAGAGGAGGAGUAUUAUUCAGCUGAAACCUCUGGUAUGUGGAUAUUUCCAGAUAACACAAAACGUUUGUGUAUCACAACUGCAGGUAAUAAGCAGGAUAGAAAAAUAGUAGGAGGUGACCAAGAUGAAGCUAAAACCCGUCAUGCAAAGAAGAUUUCUUCAGAAUCAGAAGUGCUGGAGAAGAAUCAGAAAAAAAUCGUCGACCGGACAAAAUCAGGAUGCGGUAGCUCUCCAGAUGACUCGUCUAAUGGAUUUCUUGGACAGGUAAUAAAAGUUGCAGUCAUUUUCGGUUUUGGACUACUCGUUCUUCUCACCAGACAAAAGGAACCGAGGAAGAAACAGAGUAAAGAAAACAAGAAUCUCUUCACCGUACCAGAUUACAUCGAUGAAAGAAAACUGAAGCCUUGGCCAACAUCAAUCAUGAAGGAUUAAGACAUUUUUUUUAUUCAGACUGUAUAUGUUCAGACAAUACAUACAGUUCAGUAACUUCAUACCAUAUUCUUUUUUUUGUAUAUUCUUUACAUGAGAUAGUUUUUGGAUCUGAUCUAGUUGGACGACUGGAUAAUUUAAUCAAUCACGUGUUAAAGAAAACAAUCAUACCACUAAACGAAAGACCACUUUGCAG
Erythranthe guttata (spotted monkey flower) is the source of this 3053-nucleotide messenger RNA. Lineage: Eukaryota; Viridiplantae; Streptophyta; Magnoliopsida; Lamiales; Phrymaceae. The record is from RefSeq and is a predicted model, not a curated record.